Messenger RNA from Vigna unguiculata (cowpea), 4562 nucleotides. RefSeq names its product kinase family with ARM repeat domain-containing protein. Lineage: Eukaryota; Viridiplantae; Streptophyta; Magnoliopsida; Fabales; Fabaceae. Gene Ontology annotation, biological process: cytokinesis by cell plate formation; phragmoplast assembly; protein phosphorylation. The record is from RefSeq and is a predicted model, not a curated record. Gene Ontology annotation, molecular function: ATP binding; protein kinase activity; microtubule binding.
AAUUGCGCUUGUUCCUUAGGCUUAGUCCCUUAGAUAACAUAAUGUCAUAAUUUUGAUUUUUGAAUUACCCCGCCCGUUGGCACAACGUUUCUUUCUCUCCUUUUCUCUGUUUCUCUCUCUCUCUCUCUCUCUCUCUCUCAUGUUCCUCCUCCGCAACGACUGAAAUCUGUGACGAAAAACCCUAGCAAGAUGAACCAGUACCACAUCUACGAAGCCAUCGGUCGUGGCAGAUACUCCACCGUUUACAAAGGCAGGAAGAAGAAGACUAUCGAGUAUUUCGCCAUCAAGAGCGUUGAUAAAUCGCAGAAAACUAAGGUCCUCGAAGAGGUCAGGAUUCUUCACACGUUGGAUCAUAUAAAUGUGCUGAAGUUUUAUGAUUGGUACGAAACUUCUGCUCACCUAUGGUUGGUUUUAGAGUACUGCGUUGGAGGGGAUCUGAUCUCCAUAUUACGACAGGAUAGUAAACUUCCCGAAGACUCUGUUCACGACCUUGCGUAUGAUCUAGUGAAAGCUUUACAGUUUUUACAUUCAAAUGGAAUAAUUUAUUGCGACCUGAAACCAUCAAAUAUUCUACUAGAUGAAAAUGGAUGCGCAAAGCUAUGUGAUUUUGGAUUGGCUAGGAAGUUGAAAGAUAUAUCAAAAGCUCCUUCUUCCUCGUUACCACGGGCAAAACGCGGAACACCUUCUUACAUGGCUCCGGAGCUUUUUGAGGAUGGUGGAGUCCAUUCUUAUGCUUCUGACUUCUGGGCACUAGGCUGUGUACUAUAUGAAUGUUAUGCCGGGAGACCACCUUUUGUGGGAAGAGAAUUCACGCAGCUUGUAAAAUCCAUCAUUUCAGACCCGACUCCACCUCUCCCUGGUAAUCCAAGUCGACCUUUUGUUAAUUUAAUUAAUUCCCUGUUGGUAAAGGAUCCAGCUGAAAGAAUACAGUGGCCUGAGCUUUGUGGACAUGCCGUUUGGAGAACAAAAAUUCCUCCGGUGCCUCUGCCUGCUCAACCUGCAUUUGAUGAUAUGGUAGAGCUACACACUAGACCUUGCUUAUCAGAACGAAAUGGAGAUAAAUCUUCGCAUAACAGGACACCUCCCAAAUAUCGUGAAAAAGAUGUCAAAGGGGUGUUGAAGAAGGACGAGAACUCUGUUUUAGGAUCUAGAGGCAUUGAGACACCAACAAGGGCAACACCAAAUGGCCCUAGAACUCAGAUAAAAGGGUCUGGUAGAACAAAUGAUGUAAAGAAGAAAGAUCAUUCCAAUAUUAGCAAGGGCGUCAAUCUAUUGAGAUUGUCAAGAAUAGCAAAAACAAAUUUACAGAGGGAAAAUGAGAAAGAAAACUAUCGACGCCCCUUGCCUAAUAACUCUGAGAAUGAUUCUGAAGUUAAAAUUGAGAACACUGACAUGGAACUUGAUUUUAAUGAGAAUACCGAAGAUGAUACACAUGAAGAAACUGAUGGCAACGAACAAACAACUUCUGUGCCUGGUGAGAAAAUAGACAAUCAUUUUCUGAAUCAGGGAAAAACAGAGGAGAUUGAAAAUACUGCACACCAGUUGGAUACCCCAUCUGCUGUUAACCCUCCAGUCUCAGAUGAUCCAAGAUCAUUUGACCAUGAAUCAACUCUUGACCAUCCUGACAUUUCUGGUAUUUCUCCCAGUGUGAGCCCUCAGGUGAAGAAGAAUAGAGCUAAAGAAGACUCAGGAUCUGCCCUUGACUCUGAUUCGUCAAGGUUGACAAACAACCUUUCCCAGGUUCUUUGGCAUCCAUCUGAUCUCUCAGUCAGACCUGUAAUGCCUAGCAGAAAAGUUGAUAAAGUCUCAGAAGUCAUUCCUUCACUCCCUUUUGAGGCAUUGCAAGCGUCUGAUUUUGUUAAGAUGCCUAAAGAGCAAUUGGAGGCAGUCCACAACCGAAUAUUAGCCAUUUUGAACGGAAAUACCAGCAUUGGAGAGAAACAGAAUGUGAUUAGAUACCUCGAGAUGUUGAGCAUUAAUGCUGAUGCUGCUAAUGUCUUGACCAAUGGGCCAAUUAUGCUCACGCUUGUAAAAUUGCUUCGUCAAUCCAAGGCAUCAGCUUUGCGUGUUCAACUUGCUUCAUUGAUUGGUCUGUUGAUUAGGCACUCCACUUUUGUUGAUGACAGUUUGGCUAAUUCUGGAAUUUUAGGUGCACUGACUGAUGGCCUUAGAGACAGGCAGGAAAAAGUAAGGAGGUUUUCCAUGGCUGCUUUGGGUGAGUUGCUAUUUUAUAUAUCCACUCAAAACGCAGACUGCAAGGAUAACAAUCAACUUGAAUCUCCAUCAAAGGACAAUAGGACAACAUAUGGUUGGCAGGUUCCAAAUUCGUUAAUUUCGCUUGUGUCAUCAAUGUUGAGGAAGGGCGAGGAUGAUAUAACUCAAUUGUAUGCAUUGAGAACAAUUGAAAAUAUUUGCAGUCAAGGAGGGUUCUGGGUGGGGCGAUUGGCUAGUCAAGAUGUUUUUAGUAAUCUCUGUUAUAUCUAUAGGGCGGCAGGGAAACAAGAGAGUAUGAGGCUCACUGCAGGAUCAUGCUUGGUGCGCCUUGUUCGUUUUAAUCCUCCUAGCAUUCAGUCUGUUAUUGAGAAACUCUCAUUCAAAGACCUAGCUUCUGCUCUUGUAAAGGGAAGUCCAAGAGAGCAGCAAAUCAGCUUAAAUCUUCUUAACAUUUCAAUGCUUGGGAGUCACUUAUUCACAAAUAUUGGAAGAUACCUUAUACAACUUGCCGAGGAUAAAAAUCUGAUCCCAAGUCUUUUGGCUCUUGUUGAGCAAGGUAGUGAAGUUUUAAGAGGGAAGGCACUAGUUCUUGUGGCUCUCCUCUGUAAGCAUGGCAGGAGGUGGCUUCCACACUUCUUCUGUAGUCAAAAGUUGCUUUCUGUUGUGGACAGGCUGGGAAAAGAGAAAGAUGCCUAUGUGAGGCAGUGUUUGGAUGCAUUUGUGCAUAUUGUGGCAUCCAGUAUUCCAGGUUUAUUGGAUAUAAUAACAGGGGAUGUCCAGCAAAUGAUGGGAGGAAGGCGCCAUGGACACAUCUCUGCCCUUACCAGCAGAUCUCCAAAAGCCAACAUUCAUUUGUUUCCUGUUGUCCUUCAUCUUCUUGGAACUUCAACUUUUAAGCACAAAGUCGUGACACCACAUGUCGUACUUCAGUUGGCGAAUCUAAUUAAACUUGUGGAGACACCAUUUCAGGGAAGAGAUGACUUCCAAAUAACCCUUCUUCGAAUUUUCGAGUCUCUCACAGAGGAAUCUCCUAUGAUUCUUGGCAAUGCGGACAUUUUCAUACGUGAAAUCCUCCCUAGUUUGACUGUUCUCUACAAGGGUAACAAGGAUGGUGAUGCCAGGUUUUUGUGCCUUAAAAUUCUUUUUGAUGUGAUGAUCAUUCUUUUGAGUGAACCAAUUGAAGAAGAGCAACGAUUAAAGGAUCUGAAAUUCAUAUCAAAUACCCGUUUUCUUCCUCUCUAUCCAACCUUGAUUGAAGAUGAAGACCCUAUUCCUAUUUAUGCCCAGAAACUUCUUGUUAUGCUACUGGAGUUCAGUUUUAUUAGAAUUCCAGACAUUCUACACAUGAAGGCAAUUUCACAAUGCUUUGAGUUCUUGCUUGGUGAUCUCUCAAAUGCAAAUGUGAAUAAUGUUAAACUGUGUCUUGCUCUAGCUUCUGCUCCCGAGAUGGAGUCGAAAUUACUCUCUCAUUUAAAGGUGGUUAGAAGGAUUGGCAACUUUCUUGAGUUUGUACAUGCAAAGGGCAUGGAAGAUUUGCUGGAACCCACUCUUGGGCUUUGUAGGGCUUUUAUAGCACGUUCAGUAGGCUGUACAAAAGGCUUGAGCAGCGCAACAGAACCAACUCUCUUAGGUGACUAUCCUCCCGAGUUGAGUGGUGGUGCGGUUGAUCCCCAGCAAUGCAUAAAAGAUAUCGCAGACUUUGGAAGCAAUUUUGGCGUCUUGCUAGAGUUGAGUGCCUCUGCAGAAACCAGUAUUGCCGAUAUAGCUUCUGAAUGUGUUGUUUUACUGUUCAAGGCAGCUCCUAGAGAAGCCACCACUGGUAUACUAACCAAUCUUCCCAAAGUCACUGUGAUCCUAGAGAGCUGGAACAGAGGCAUUCCUCACUUGAUGGUGCAGCGAAUGCUUCAUUCUUUAGGUUAUGCUUGCAAGCAAUACUUACUGCAUGCAAUGAUAUUAUCAAUAUCUAAAUCAGAGAUUUCAAGAAUUGAAGUUGUAGUUUCUGAAAUCAAGAGUUCAGGUGUACCACUCUUAGCCAAAACUGCUGGGCUAGCAGCCUUGGAGUUGCAGCGGCUGCCUCGCUGCAUUUGAAUAAUUGUAGGUAUCAUGUUAUGACCUGUUCUUCUCAUUAGAACCUGUAACUUUUCAAGUUCAUCGUUUACGCUUUAUAUUACAGGCGGGCCUUGCUAAAUUCUAGAUAAAGGUUGAGCAAUUUGGUGAAUUCCACAGCUCCACUGUAUUCCUAUGUAAAGUAUGUGUACUCUGUAUCUCCGUGAACAUUAAAAUAUAAGUCAACGAAAAUUUUCGUUGUAUUUUUUUUUCUAUAAAUUGAUUAGGUUAGAGUUUUCUCA